This is a messenger RNA of Caretta caretta (loggerhead turtle), 548 nucleotides long. It is a transcript of the gene LEAP2, whose product is annotated as liver enriched antimicrobial peptide 2. The record is from RefSeq and is a predicted model, not a curated record. Gene Ontology annotation, biological process: antimicrobial humoral immune response mediated by antimicrobial peptide; defense response to bacterium. Lineage: Eukaryota; Metazoa; Chordata; Testudines; Cheloniidae.
UGAAAGGUUUGGAAAAUUCACUCAGGAGUCCACCACCUUCCACGAAUGCUACUAGCAAUUGGCAGCCUAUCCAAAGAAGAUGCAGUGUUUGAAAGUUAUAGCUGUCUUACUACUUUGUGCAGCCCUACUCAGCCAGGUACACUGUGCUUCCUUGCAUCAUCCAAGCUCUCAGCUAACAAGGCAAAGGAGGAUGACACCUUUCUGGAGAGGGAUUUCCCUCAGACCCAUAGGAGCCAAAUGCAGGGACGACAGUGAAUGCGUCUCUAUGCUAUGCAGGAAGACUCGCUGUUCCCUAAGAAUUUCCCGUGAGUGAGCUGUCACUAAGAAGAAAAUAUUGUUACCUCUUACAACGUUCAACCUUAUAUAUAAAAUAUUUAUUAACUAUUCUUAAGUUAGGACACUUUGAAUUAUGCAAUAGCAUAUAUUUAGUAUUUUUCAGAAAAACGUGAUAUAUGAAAUGAUGUAGGGCAUUUCAUGAAAGUUGAAAGCAUGCACUGGUCUAGACUGCACCUUCUGAUGACAAGCUCAAUAAAAGACCUUGCAUCUUA